AGUCACUUCCAUAGCCACAGGUGUAUAAAAUCAAGGCAUGGCGACGGUUUCUACAAACAUUUGUGGACAAAUAGGUCGCUCUUGAGAGCUCAUUGAACUCCAGCGUGGUGCAGUGAUAGGAUGCCUCCUGUGCAACAAGUCCAGUUGUGAAAUUUUCUAAAUAUUCCAAGUCAUCUGUCAGUGGUUUUAUAACAAAGUGGAAGUGACUGGUAAUGACAGCAGCUCAUGUGAAAUGACAGAGUGGGGUCAGUGGAUGUCAGCAACUUUCUACGGUGUCAAUCACUUCACGUGGCCUUCAGAUUAGCUCAAGAACGGUGCAUAGAGAGCUUCAUGAAAUGGGUUUCUGUGGUUGAGCAGCUGCAUCCAAGCCAAACAUCACCAAGUGCAAUGCAAAGUGUUCGAUGCAGUGAUGUAAAGCACGACGCCACUGGACUCCAGAAUCAAUCACGCUUCUCCAUCUAAAAAUCCAGUGGACAAAUCUGGGUUUGGCAGGAGAACUGUAGACUACUUGCCAAAUGUGGAGUUUGGUGGAGGGGGGAUUAUGGUGUGCGGUUGUUUUUCAGGAGCUGGGCUUGGCCCCUUAGUUCCAGUGAAAGUAAUUCCGAAUACUUCAGCAUACCAAGAGAUUUUGGAAAUUAUCAUGCUCCCAACCUUGUGGGAACAGUUUGGGGACGAUCGCACAUCAUCUGUAUUUACAGCAGUGUCUCUGCCACAACUAACUCCGUCUCAUGAUCAUCUUCAGAUGAUAAUACUGAAAGGUAUCACUGUUAAUCGUUCUAAAAUGAGGUGAAGGUGCCAUGUUUAUGUUUGAAUCUACUGAGACUCCAAACAACUCCAAACAUAAACAAACCAGGAUCCCAUGGCAACAACACGAUGUUGAGAAGCUUUAAACUAGAGCUUAGAUAAACACACACUCAUUCAUUUUGGAGACAGAUUCAUUGUGACACCAGAGAGUACGCUGAGACAUAAACGCUGCCAGUGUGUUCACAACAUCCGAGUUCAUCUGAACCCAAAGAGGUGAAACACUGUGAUGGACAAGCUCAAGGCCCAGCUGGAGAAGACCAGAGUGAAGCUGACGAAAGCUCAGAACAUCAUGCAGGUCCUCCAGGGAGAGAAGUCAGCCCUUCAAAGUGAAGUAAAGGCCCUGAAGAAACAGCUGGCGGCACGGCAGAACAAUGGUGAGACGAAAGAGAAGCAGCGCGUACGCUUUGCGCUGGAUAACUCUGAGGAGACAAAGGACUGCAGAGGCUCCUGUCUGCUGGAAUUAAACCUGCAGAAAGAAGAAAACCAGAAGCUCCUGGUGGCUCUGAAGGAGGCUGAGCAGCAGCUGAGGGUUCAGCAGCUCCAGUGGGAGGAGGACAACGCUUCCCUCACCAAAAAGAUGGAGACAUCAGAAGCCUCUCAUCUUGCCCAGCUGGGCAAGAAGGACAACAAGAUCAAGAAGUUCGAGGCCCAUCUGCUGAAGCUCAAAGAGCAGUGGAAGAGUGACCACGGCAAAUGGCAGCAGGAGAAAACCUCCCUGCAGGAAGAAAUGGACAAAUCCAGAGCUCUCCUCGUGGCUCAGCUUCAAGAGAAUGAACGUGCAAACGUGAACCUUGUCGCUUCUCUGAAGAUCACUGAGCAGCAAUCCUCCUUUAUCAAGGACUUUCAGCUCAGGAUGGAUGCCCUGCAGGGAGAGAGGGAGGCCCUUCAUGAUGAAGUGGAGGCCUUCAAGAUAGGGCUCAGUGCUCUAAAACAGCUGAGUGCAGAGGCUGAAGCUUCCUAUCUGCUGAAAAUAAAUCAGCAGAAAGACAAAAACCAGAAGCUCCUGGUGGCUCUGGAGGAGGCAGAGCAGCAGCUGAAGCAGCUCCAGUGGCAAGAAGAAAAAUCCUCCCUCAUCACUCAGAUGGAGACAUCGGGGGGCUCUUGUUUUGCCCAGCUGGAGAUCACGGAGAAUGAAAAGAAGAAGUUUGAGGCCGACCUCCAGGAGCUCCAGGAACAGCAAGAGAACAACGACCUCAUACGGCAGCAGGAGAAAACCUCCCUGCUGGAGGAAAUGGACAAAUCUAUCGAAGAGCAGCAGGAUAUCAACAAUGACCCCGUGACCCCUUUGAAGAGCCUUGAACAACAGAUGGAGAGGUGUUGUACGGAGAGGCAAGAGGACGUGUCGAGCCUCGUCCAGGCCAUAGAAGACCUCAGGAACACUUUUGAAUCUAAGAAGCAGGAGUGGGAUAAGACCUGGAGCUUCUUGACGUCCCUGGUGGACGAUCUGGAGCGUAAAAUGAGCCAAAUAAAGAAAAGGAAGAAGAAAUGGUACGGAAGACUAUUCUCUUAAUGCCCAGAUCCACACCUUCAUCUCUACAAACCUGCUUCUCAACUGGACAUUACCCAUUUCAACGUAAGAAAUAAAAAGCUAAAAUAA
Molecule: messenger RNA, 2401 nt
Organism: Mugil cephalus (flathead mullet)
Lineage: Eukaryota; Metazoa; Chordata; Actinopteri; Mugiliformes; Mugilidae
Product: kinesin-like protein KIN-14P
Exons: 1
Coding region: 1031-2314 (427 amino acids)
Source: RefSeq, a predicted model, not a curated record